Molecule: messenger RNA, 999 nt
Organism: Torulaspora globosa
Lineage: Eukaryota; Fungi; Ascomycota; Saccharomycetes; Saccharomycetales; Saccharomycetaceae
Gene: NNR2
Product: NADHX dehydratase
Exons: 1
Coding region: 1-999 (332 amino acids)
Biological process (GO): metabolite repair
Molecular function (GO): ATP-dependent NAD(P)H-hydrate dehydratase activity
Source: RefSeq, a predicted model, not a curated record
AUGUCUAUGUUAAGCAAGCUAACUCAUCGCGAGUUGAUCCAACUGGCGCAGAAGAGAUGUAUAACGCCUCUGUCGCCGAAAUUUCACAAGGGCCAGAACGGCAGGGUGUGUAUCGUUGGAGGGUGUGAAGACUACACGGGGGCGCCCUACUUCAGCGCCAACGCGACUGCGUUGAUAGGGUGCGAUAUGACGCAUGUAAUAUGCGAGAGGGACGCCGCUCCCGUCAUCAAGAGCUACUCGCCGAACCUGAUGGUCCAUCCGUACCUGAGAACGGGCCAGCUGGGAGAGAUGUCCAAGAUCAAGUCGCUGGUCUCGCGGGUGCACGUCCUCGUGAUAGGGCCCGGUCUGGGCAGAGACGACGGGAUGCUCGGCUCCGUCAAGGAGAUCAUCAGGACUGUGCUGGACGACCAUAAGGGCCAGAUCCCGAUCGUGAUAGACGCCGACGGUCUGUAUCUGAUCUCGCACGACCAGGAGACGAGGGAGAUGCUGGCACGCUUCCCGCGGGGCAGGGUCAUCAUAACGCCGAACGUGGUCGAGUUCAAGCGCAUAAAGGACGCCGUAGGCGGGGACUCCGGGUCUCUCGAAGCCGGCGCCUACGUCGCCAGCAAACUGCAGUGCAUCGUCGUCGAGAAGGGCGGCGAAGACAAGAUCUUCUCGCCGGAGCCCGCGCCAGGAGCGGCCGACGGCCGCUCCUGGCUCGUGAACUCCGUCGAGGGAAGCAACAAGAGGGUCGGAGGCCAGGGCGACACGCUUACGGGCAUCAUCGCCUGCAUGCUGGCGUUCAGUCGAGCAAGAUACGACUUCAAGCUGUGUGGAGACGACGCGGAAAAGUGUGACCCGAGGAUGGAAUGGCUAGACUAUGCGAUGCUCAGCUGCUACGUGGGAAGCACCGUCACUCGCGAAUGCGCAAAGCUGGCCUACAAGGCCAAGAAACGGGCCAUGCAGACCAUGGACAUGAACGACCGUGUCGGGGAAGUGUACGACAAGCUCUUUGGAUAG